Chilo suppressalis (striped riceborer) is the source of this 5290-nucleotide messenger RNA. The record is from the annotation of a GenBank genome assembly. NCBI's taxonomy places the organism in Eukaryota, Metazoa, Arthropoda, Insecta, Lepidoptera, Crambidae.
GGGUUGACGCUGACGCCGUUCGUGCGGCACUGGCAGCCGGCCGUGUACGAGCCGCCCCACCAGCUGCGCCGGCGCCGCUCCGCGCCCGCGCAGCCGCUGCCACCGCCGCCCCCCGCGCCCCCGCACCCGCUGCGACUUACCUUCUGGGCCCACAACAGAGAGUUCAAACUGGUGCUGAGGCCGGACCCCAGCUCGGUGUUUGCGGACGGAGCGCAAUUCCACUCUUCCACCGGCCCUCUGGACUACAACACCGCCCACGUCUACUCGGGGAAGCUUGAAGAUGACGACUCAUCUCAUGUUUACGGUGUCAUCACAGCGGAAGGGCUUUUUGACGGCACUAUCUGGACACCCACAGAAGAAUAUUAUGUAGAACCAUUAUCCCGUUACAGCCAAGAACAUCCCACAAUGCACAGCGUCAUAUAUCGAAGAUCUGAUGUGGAGCAUCCGCAUGAUAACGGCGAGGGCACUCCUUGCGCUUCACAUCUUCUUCAUAUGAAAAAAACAAUGGGCCACCAAGGAGAACUCUUCAACUUCACUAACCUUCCUCACAACGAAAAUCUACCUCUCAACAACCGCACCGAAGAUUUGAACAGCGAAAUACACAGACGUAAGAAGAGGUGGCUCCCCGAAGACGAAAUGCAAGAUGACGAGCCAAAGAAGAAUCCCGAAUUACCUUUAGAUUUAGACGUCCCUUACACGAGCAAUAACGAACCGUUCGACAAGUUCAGCACGAGAAAGCCAAAAACCAAAAUCGACAAGAGUAACCUCAUAACUAAGGUGCGACUCGAUUCCGAAGAGUCGCGACCGAAGCCAAAGACGCACGUGGAAGUGAUAAAAACUAAAGCAGGGGUCGUGACAAUCAGUAAGGAUAUAGUUAAAAAGGAGCCAGUUGGGUAUACUGUGUUAUCCGCGAACGGGACAGACGAUGGUCGACAUGUAAACAAGAGAGCUACAGUAGACCCCCGGAAGACCACAUGUCUAGUGUACUUGCAAGCAGACCACAUGUUCUUCCAGCGAUAUGGAUCGGAAGAAGCAUGCAUUGAAGUAAUGACUCGACACGUACAAAAAGUAAACGCCAUUUAUAAAGUCACAGACUUCAAUCAAGACGGCAAGCCCGACAACAUUACCUUUAUGAUCAAAAGAAUAAAAGUUCACACAUUAGACGCUUUGAAAGAGCCUUCAUAUAGAUUUCCUAACAACUACGGCGUUGAGAAAUACUUAGAGCUUUUUUCGGAGGAAGACUACGACGCAUUCUGUUUAGCAUACAUGUUUACGUACAGAGAUUUUGAAAUGGGCACUCUGGGUCUGGCUUGGACGGGUGAUUUGAAGAAUGCGGGCGGUGUUUGUGAGAAAAAUGGGCAUUAUCGCGGCAGUAUGAAGUCUCUGAACACCGGCAUCGUGACGUUACUCAACUACGGCAAGCACGUGCCGCCCGCCGUGUCGCACGUCACCCUCGCGCACGAGAUUGGACACAACUUCGGCUCCCCGCACGACCCAGAAGUGUGCACCCCUUUCGGCGAGGACGGCAACUUCAUAAUGUUCGCGCGCGCCACCAGCGGCGACCGCAAGAACAACAACAAGUUCUCCCCGUGCUCGCUGCGAGCCAUCGACCCGGUGCUCAACAACAAGGCGCGCUCUCCCAAGGGCUGCUUCACAGAGCCUCAGCCGGCCAUCUGCGGCAACGGCGUGGUGGAGGCAGGCGAGGAGUGCGACUGCGGCUGGGCGUCCGAGUGCACGGACGUGUGCUGCCGACCGCAGGCGCCGCGCCCGCACUACAAGCCCUGCACUCUCACCGAGCACAGCGUGUGCAGCCCCAGCCAGGGUCCAUGCUGCACCGCUUCGUGCACACUCAAGUUCGGCGACAAAUGCCGUUCCGACAACGGUUGUAGGGACGCCGCACACUGCGACGGGAAGCGAGCCGCCUGCCCCGCUAGUAGGCACAAACCGAACCGAACGCGAUGCGACAAAGAACUCGUCUGCUACAUGGGAGAAUGCACCGGUUCCAUCUGCCUCGCUUACGGUCUGGAGUCAUGCCAGUGUGCACCACGAGCUGAAGACCCCCGCUCCGCCUGCGAGCUGUGCUGCCGACGGGCCGGCGGGCCCUGCCUGUCCUCCUUCCACUGGAACGCGGCGCCCUACGACGUGCCCGACAUGUACGCCAAGCCCGGCACGCCCUGCAACGACUACAACGGGUACUGCGACGUGUUUCAACGCUGCCGCGAAGUGGACCCGGCGGGCCCGCUGGCUACCCUGCGCCGCUUACUGCUCUCCGACGAGAGCCUGGCCGGCUUCCGGCGCUGGCUGCUGCGGCACUGGUACGCCGCGCUGCUUGUGCUGCUGGCCGUCAUCGCGCUUCUGGUCGCCAGCACGCGGUACUUCGGGCGGCACGGCAAGAAGCUCAAGUCUGUUACUAUUAUCCACUCGUCCACAACAGAAACCGUCCGUUUGCCCGAUGCUCCCGACCAGGGCCUUAUAGUUCACACAGCUGUCAGGUCUAAAGUUCCACUUAAGAAGAAAGUGGCUCUACGAACCCGAGCCUACAGAAAUAAGAAGGACCACAAAAAAUUAGGAGACAAACCGUCUCCAUCUCACAGUGCCAAUAAAAAGAGAAACCCUACUACACAAGUGAAGCCAGAUGAAAACAUUAAAAUUAAUAAAGAGAACACAGCCGUUGUAACUAAUGCAGAUGGUAAAUCUCCAAAACAUGUGAUAUUAUCGAAACAUAAGGGAAAAGUUAAAAAACGUAAGUCGAAAGUGAAAAAAGAGACAAUAGACUAUAGCGCCAUGCAGAAGCACUCGUCGUCCCCUACUAAGGAUACCGAAGCCUUAACCAAAGUCCAGAAGUGGUUACUCAGUUCACCACAACCGACCGUUAUUCCUAAAUCUAAAUCAAUACCAUUAGGACUUACAGAAAGGACUCAUAGGCAAGUCCAAAAAGGGUCAAGAAAAACUAGGCCAUCCAAGAGCGCAACCAACCUUCUCAGCGGGGAGAAGGCCAGGUUACAAGUAGUAUUUAAACCACCCUUCCGAUUCAGUGUCAAAAUUUGCAAAAGUGAUAAGACUAAAGUGGUUUUAGACAAAUCCUCCAAGCCCGACGUAGAUAGAAAACGCCACGAACCAUCAGCGCCGCAAACUGCCUCCGGGGACGUCGCAAAAUCUAAUCCAUCCAACAGUAAACUAAUAAAGCAUUCUAAUUCUACGAGAUUAGAAAACGCUACCCCUAGUACACCUAAACCAGAGAUGCCACAAACGCAAGAAACCGGAACCCACGGAUACGCGAACCUGCUGCCGAGGAGCGCCAGCGAUUGCAAAUUAACGAAGAAACUACAGGAAGGGAAAUCGCGGAGCGGUCACAAGAAGAGUAAUUCUCUGGGGCAAAAGAAGGAGACGACAGAGAGUCGCCAGAAUCUGAUCGCGCCAGAGGACGCGGACAGCGCGCACGUUUACGAGAACGUAUCGAUGGCGCAAGAAGCGUUCGUACCGAAGAGUUGCAGCAUGCCGCGGCGACAGACCAGCGUCGGCAUCUCGCGGCAGAGCAGCUACGGCCAUCUGCCGCGAGCCCACGCCCGUCCGCACCGGCACAGCACCAGCAACGUCAACGCCCGCCCCGCCGACCUCGACCACUUCUACAGAGUCAUCGAGUCGCUGAAGCACAGCGAGCCCACUCGGACCGGCGAGCGAACGAACGCAUCCGGCGAAAAGUCGGCGCGCGCGAGCCCCAUAGACACGUCCAAACUGAAGCGGCGACUCAGCGAAAUCGAAAUCGGCAAGCGACACCUCAACGACAGCGGCGUGAAAGGCUUCCAGCUGGUGGUUGGCAAGAGUAAACUGAAGCGGCAGAUGAGCGACAACGAGUUGUGCGAGCCGCGCGUGCAGCUCGCGAUGCCGAUGUCCGCGGGCGCCGACCCGCGCCCCGCCUUCUGCUGGGCGGAGCCGCGGCACAAGCGACCCGCCUACACAUUCGGCGAGCUCAAGCACUCCGUACCCGACGCCGCCCAACCCUCCUGCCCUGCCGACGCCCCGAUCUCCCCCAAGGAAUUCCUGAACGAUGACUGACGCCGCGCUCGAAUCGAUUCUGUAGAGUAAACGAGUGCAGUGCGGUGCUCCGUGCGUGACGAAUGCGUGUACGCUUGUCGUAUUCCCGAGUUGUAUCUAUGUCGAUUAGUGUAAAUAUUGUAAUUUGCUUUACUACCAGUUAAGAUUAAUGUAACCUGCCACUGAAACGGACCAUUGCUUAGUGUUCGCUUCCGAGAUGCUCGGUUGAACAGAAUCUCGUGAAGUUGUUGUAGUUAGGUAACGAUUUAAUUUUGGAACUCGAUGAAAAUUGGUUAGUCUUUGACUAGUGCCCAUAAGUGAUAAUAAUAUUGUUUUUAAGUUGUUGCACAAUGUUGUCUCCCUCGCGUAUUGCAAGAGAUGAUGGACUAGCAAUGGUCUCGUUUCACUGAACGAUCUCUAUAAAUGAAUCUCUAUUUUUUCUACAUGCUAUGUAUUGUACAAAUUUACUCAUACCUAUGUAAAGUGUUCAUGUAAUGACUAAUUUAGUGUUUUAAUUAAUUGAACAUUCCAUAAUUUUUUAUUUAACUUUUUUUUCUUUAGAAAUGGAACCCCUAAUUACGUAUUUAAUAUUUUUGAACUCUACUAAUUCUUCUAAUUUACCUUGAUAGUUGUCAAUUAACACGUCAAUAUCUUAAACUAAAAUACACACACAAAAUUGUAAUUAUGCUAUGAAAUAAUCAUUCUAGGGUUCUCGAUCCGGGUAUCAGAGAGAAUGGCAUUUGUAACAUACAAACUACAUAAUUAUUUUUACUUCAUUGAAAUGAUCCGCUUCGGUGGGAUCAAGAAGGAAAUUAUAUUCUAUUCCACUAUUUUCUAAAGGGAAUCAUAGAAUGUUUUAAAAUUCAUAUUAAAAUAAACUGUGUAUUAUGUGUGUAUUACCUCUAAACUGUUCCACUAAUAAGAAUAUUUUUUUAAUAAUAUUCAUAAAAUAUGUUAUUAACGAAAGCUAAUUUAUCAUUGUCUACUUUAUAGUAAUAUAAGUUAUUUACGGGAUUGUUACCACGUACCUUGUUUUUAACGAGUUUCCGAUAUUUCGGCACUGUUGCAAGCGCCGUGAUCACGAAGUUACUGAAGUAAUUGCGGGUAGGCUGUUAUUGGCAGACAUAUCGGUCUACCCUCCGACGCAGUCUUAUAUAGCGUUCGAUACCCGUACCACUGUUUACAUUCUCACUAUUCACUCGAAACUGUUCUCGACACACAACACUAAGGCCCGUAUUACAGAAUGACAACUAAG